CAUGUGGAAGGGCCUGAAUGUCAACUGCACAGACAGCACAGGAUACACACCCUUACAUCACGCCUCACUAAAUGGACACAGGGAGGUGGUGCUGAAGCUGCUGCAGUUUGAGGCGGCCGCAAACCUCUCUGACAGUAAAGGAUGCUUCCCGCUGCACCUGGCCGCCUGGCGGGGGGACGUGGACAUCGUCCGCAUCCUCAUCCACCACGGACCCUCGCAGUGCCGCGUCAACCAACAGGUAAACCCCCAACAGCAUCCUCAUCCUCUCAAAAACCUCCAUCUUUAA
Messenger RNA from Notothenia coriiceps (black rockcod), 286 nucleotides. Its product is annotated as ankyrin repeat and sterile alpha motif domain-containing protein 1B-like. Lineage: Eukaryota; Metazoa; Chordata; Actinopteri; Perciformes; Nototheniidae. The annotation marks the transcript as partial. Gene Ontology annotation, molecular function: ephrin receptor binding. Gene Ontology annotation, biological process: ephrin receptor signaling pathway. The record is from RefSeq and is a predicted model, not a curated record. The transcript has 2 exons. Gene Ontology annotation, cellular component: cytosol.